Molecule: messenger RNA, 1412 nt
Organism: Conger conger (European conger)
Lineage: Eukaryota; Metazoa; Chordata; Actinopteri; Anguilliformes; Congridae
Gene: rpz
Product: rapunzel
Exons: 3
Coding region: 215-892 (225 amino acids)
Source: RefSeq, a predicted model, not a curated record
GGGCUUGCUGGGAAGAAGAAGUGGAAUACAUGAUUGUGGAUUGUAGAGAGGGAGAAAGAGGGAGAGGGACUCUCAAGAGGUCUUACAACUGUCACGCCCGUCAGCUGCCACAGGACACUCGCAUUUGUCCAUACGCCAAUCAAGAACUCACUGAAGACGUUCCUAUCAUUUUGAGAGGCCCGUAAAACUACAUUUGCACCCCAACACUGUUGCAAUGGCUGAGAUCCUGGAAGACCGUGACAAGCUGAAGAAGGGCCUGGUCAAGGUGCUGCAGUGCGUGGCCACCAUCUCCUCAGCUGCCACUGUGGUCAACCCAAUAUUUGGGGUAGCUGGCUCCUUGAUCCGGGUGGUUCUGCAUCACGUAGACGACGAGGACAUCAAGACACUCAAGCGGGAGUUUGGCAGUGUAAACCGGGCCCUGGAUGAGAUCUCCCAGCAGAACCGCAAUGCCCUGCUGCAGAUCAAGAAGGAGACCCUGGACAGCCAGUACUGCCACGUGGAGGAGAACCUGCGCCACCAGUUCCGCAAGUUCAUGGAAAUUGUGGAGGCCCGGCCCGAUAACCGGAACAGCAAGAUUGAGGCCUUUAAGGAGAGCUAUGCCGAUGACCUGGGCGACCAGAAUCUGUACACUCUCUAUGAGGGUGUGAUGGGAAAAGCCAAGCUCUUCAGCAAGCCCGUUCUGGAGGUGUACAUGAAGCACUCACAAGGUGAUCGCCGUGUAAUGGAACGCCUGUGCACCCGCCUCACGUAUCUCUUCUGCAUCGGCCUCAUCGCCCUGAUGGGCUACAGUGCCCUGAUCGAAGAUGAUGAAGAAGGCAUCAGUGAAGAUUGGGCAGCCAAGAUGGAAGACGUGCAGGAGAGGAUGGAAGAAGUACUCAGAAGGUGCAAGUGAUUCCUCGGAACCUCCCCAUCGCAAAUAACCCUGCCUGCAUUCUCCAACCACUUCCCCAACUUUGUCUUUCUCUGGUGAUUCUGACACCAUUUAAAUUUCUUAGAAUUGAAAUUCACAGCUAUUCUUUGGAAAUUGUAUAAUGGUAUGUUUGGCAUGAUUGGAAUUAUUUUUUUCUAUUAUUGUCUUAAGGCAAAUCUUAUUACAGCUUGACAAACUAUGUUGAAGUAUGCAGAUGCUACUAUCAAAAGUAAUUCCCACCAAUACAAGAAAACCCACUAUGUUCACUUCUAUUAUGUGGAAGCAGUAAUAUGGAAUGUUAGCUUUUUCACUGAACUGAAGUUCCAAAUAACUGCCAACCAUACAACAAGACAGGCCAGUGAACAUAUAAUGUUGUUCUUUCAACAUUAUAAACAACACUUGCCAGUAGACCAGCACUAGACCAUAGUUUGCCAGGUAAAAAAUAAAAUUCCAUACCAAAAAUAAGCCACACAAAAUUGGAUAAAGACAAGCCAAAGUUGGU